AUGCAGCAGGCAGCACUGAAAGAAAUGAAGUACCGUAACGCCGACACCGUUGCGUCUGAUUUGUACCUCCAGAGCUCACCUUGUGGGAACGCCGCCGGCUCCAAGCUCAACGUCUGCGUCCGCAACAUGUUCAGGAAUUUGCAGAAAGCCACUGAAAAAGCAGCACCCAACCAAGCUGUCUAUCAUGCCUGCUGCUACUUCGGUGAGCUUCUGGACUGCGUUGACGCUUCGCUAGGCGACUGCAACAACACGGCCGAGUCGAAGGAAUUCAUCAUGGGUCGACUGGAGCACGUAUUCGGAGAAGCGUUCAGCCUGGUGUGCGGCACCUACACGCGUGGUUCAGCCAGCUGCGCCACCCUGCCCGUGCUGCCCGAGCUCGACCCAGGCGCGGCCGAACCAGUCAACAACCUGGUCGAAUACGGCAUACUCGUCAUGCAACUGUUGGGUCGACGCAACGCUGACACGCCAGUAGUACACUGAAAUAAAUGUGUUUUCUCGCUUCGCUAAGCUCGCCUAACUGUCAACCGAUCAUGUUAUUCUUAAAAUGGGUCUUGAUACGUAAAUAGAAUUCGUAAGUUCGGAAAAGGUGAAAACGGAAGAAGUGAACGAAGAUGAACGGCCACAUUGACAUAAAUUCCUCCUACCGACUACAU
Molecule: messenger RNA, 653 nt
Organism: Rhipicephalus microplus (southern cattle tick)
Lineage: Eukaryota; Metazoa; Arthropoda; Arachnida; Ixodida; Ixodidae
Source: RefSeq, a predicted model, not a curated record